Harmonia axyridis is the source of this 2691-nucleotide messenger RNA. RefSeq names its product delta-1-pyrroline-5-carboxylate synthase. Gene Ontology annotation, molecular function: ATP binding; glutamate 5-kinase activity; glutamate-5-semialdehyde dehydrogenase (NADP+) activity. The record is from RefSeq and is a predicted model, not a curated record. The coding region runs from base 149 to 2572 and encodes 807 amino acids. NCBI's taxonomy places the organism in Eukaryota, Metazoa, Arthropoda, Insecta, Coleoptera, Coccinellidae. The transcript has 7 exons. Gene Ontology annotation, cellular component: cytoplasm; mitochondrion.
GUGCCAUAUCAAUGGGCAUAGUUCGAAUUGUAUCAUCGAACUCAAGAGGUUAACAAAAAUCUGUAAUAUUGCAGGCUAUAAGGAUCAGUUGAUUGUUCGAAGAGGUAGUGAUAGAUCCGAGUUGAAAAAGUGAUUUAGUGCGAGGAAGAUGUUUGUCAGACAAGCCGUUAAGGAUUGUCAUCGUCUGUGCCAUAUUGGCAUGAGGGCUCCUGGUCAAAUUGGGGCCUUAAGGCCCGCUGCUGCAAGUGCCAUACGAUAUCUUUCGGUCAAUUCUGGCCCAAGGUGUGCUGUCUUGCAGGUACGCUCGUAUCUCAGUACUCUCAGCUCGAAAGCAAAGCUGCACCAGACAAAAACAAUGAUGGAAAAAAGGCAGACCACAUUUUCAGAUCGCAGUCAGUUGAAAUUCGCAAGAAGGCUAGUAGUCAAAUUGGGAAGUGCAGUUAUUACCAGAGAAGAUGAACACGGAUUAGCUCUAGGUCGUUUAGCCUCAAUCGUAGAACAAGUAGCAGAAUGUCAAAAUGAAGGACGUGAAUGUAUUAUGGUAACAAGUGGUGCUGUAGCCUUCGGAAAACAAAAAUUGACUCAGGAAUUGCUCAUGUCGUUGUCUAUGAGAGAAACUUUGUCUCCUACUGAUCAUACAAGAGAGGAUGCACCAACCCUAGUGGAACCAAGAGCUGCUGCAGCCGUAGGACAAUCAGGUCUUAUGUCCUUAUACGACGCUAUGUUCGCACAGUAUGGCGUCAAAAUAGCCCAAGUAUUGGUGACCAAACCCGAUUUCUACAAUGAAGAAACUCGCAAGAAUUUAUUCAGCACCAUAUCUGAAUUGAUCAGCCUUAACAUCGUACCGAUCAUAAACACAAACGAUGCUGUAUCUCCUCCACCUCAAAUAGAUGAACCUAUUGGAGGCAGGCCAGGCAAGAGAGGCAUCAGUCUAAAGGACAAUGACAGUUUGGCAGCUAUGUUAGCAGCUGAAAUCCAAUCGGAUCUCUUGAUCCUUAUGUCUGAUGUGGACGGGAUCUACAACAAGCCUCCUUGGGAACAAGGAGCUAGAUUUUUGCACACUUUUACGUCUGACCUUAGGAAUUCCAUAGAGUUUGGUAAAAAAUCUAAGGUUGGUACUGGCGGUAUGGACUCGAAGGUGAAUGCAGCUACCUGGGCUUUGGACAGGGGAGUUUCAGUUGUUAUUUGUAACGGUAUGCAGGAAAAGGCUAUAAAAACAAUUUUGUCUGGUAGGAAAGUUGGCACUUUCUUCACUGAGUCAUCAGCUGGUAGCUCUGUGCCUACAGAAAUCGUUGCUGAAAAUGCUCGAUCGGGAAGUCGAGUUCUACAAACCCUCACCCCAGAACAGCGAGCGUCUUGUGUUCACACCUUGGCCGAUUUAUUGGUCGACAAACAAUCUCAAAUCCUUGAUGCAAACGCCAAGGACUUAGAAGAAGCCUCUAAGACUGGUCUUGCCAAACCUCUUUUGUCGAGACUCUCCCUUACUCCUGCCAAACUGAAGAAUCUUGCUGUUGGUCUGAAGCAGAUAGCCGACUCUAGUCACAACAAUGUAGGAAGAGUUUUGAGGAAGACCAAGUUGGCGCAUGGGUUGGAACUCAAGCAAAUUACUGUCCCUAUUGGUGUUCUGUUAGUGAUAUUCGAAUCUAGGCCAGAUUCACUACCUCAGGUAGCAGCUUUGGCUAUUGCUUCUGGAAAUGGACUGUUGCUUAAAGGUGGCAAGGAGGCAGCUCAUAGUAACAAAGCUCUCAUGGAACUCGUGAAAGAGGCCUUAAGUACAGUUGGUGCAGAAAAUGCAAUUUCAUUGGUUUCUACCAGAGAAGAAAUAGGAGAUUUGCUCUCUAUGGAACAACACAUCGAUCUCAUCAUCCCCAGAGGAUCUAGUGACUUGGUUAGAAGUAUCCAAUCUCAAGCCCAACACAUUCCAGUUUUGGGUCAUGCCGAAGGUAUCUGCCACGUCUACGUGGACAAAGAUGCAAGCCCAGAGAAAGCCCUGAAGAUCGUUAGAGAUGCCAAAUGUGAUUAUCCAGCAGCUUGUAACGCCAUGGAGACCCUACUGAUCCACGAGUCUCUCAUGGACGGCACUAUGUUCACUGAUAUCUGCAAUAUGUUGAAGAAGGAAGGUGUUAAGAUAUAUUCCGGACCAAAACUCAGUGAACUCCUCACUUUUGGACCACCACAGUGUAAGACGUUGAAGCACGAAUAUGGAGCUUUGGAGUGCUGCAUUGAAGUCGUGAAAGAUAUGGAUGACGCUAUCAAUCACAUUCACACCUAUGGAAGUGGACAUACUGAAGUUAUUGUCACUGAAAAUGAUGAUAAGGCCAGAGAAUUCCAGAAGAAGGUUGACAGCGCUUGCGUCUUCCACAAUGCUAGCUCUAGAUUCGCCGAUGGGUUCAGAUUUGGACUUGGUGCUGAGGUUGGUAUCAGUACUGCAAGAAUCCAUGCCAGAGGACCUGUAGGAGUUGAGGGUCUCUUAACAACCAAAUGGGUUUUGAACGGAGAAGACCAUGCAGCUGCUGAUUUUGCUGAAAAUGGAGGAAGAAUUUGGUUGCAUGAACAUUUACCUAUUAAUUAGUCAUUUUUAUGAAUUACCUACUCGAUUUUGAGUAUGUAAAUUUGUAUAUACUUUGUAUAAAUAAUUUUUGGCAACGAAUGUAGGAUUAAGAAUAGCGAUAUUAUAUGUCUUUUUGUUAA